Molecule: messenger RNA, 5698 nt
Organism: Syngnathus acus (greater pipefish)
Lineage: Eukaryota; Metazoa; Chordata; Actinopteri; Syngnathiformes; Syngnathidae
Product: cat eye syndrome critical region protein 2
Exons: 18
Coding region: 808-4971 (1387 amino acids)
Biological process (GO): chromatin remodeling
Cellular component (GO): CERF complex
Molecular function (GO): protein binding
Source: RefSeq, a predicted model, not a curated record
UUAGCAUCGAUAAAUUCUCAAAUAUGGAACAAGGUAAUUAUCAGAGAGUAUCACUCCCAACACAGUCAAGUAUUAAUGCCCAGAUGGUGUUUCUCUUCCAAAUAUUGUCUACUCAAGAUUGGGAAGAAAUAUAAUGGUACCAACAGACAGAUAAACAGAGAGGCAAGCAUGAGCCAGUUUCUCCACCCAGGCAAGCAGCAACUGUAGGACAACCUGUUUUAUUGGACAGGACAGGCGCUGGCAUCCUGGGGCUGCCUGCUCACUGCUGGCCUUUCACAGAGCUGCCCUUUUCAUCCACACGUGUUAAACGCUCUGCCGGAGCGGGGGAAGGUGGGAGGGAGGGAGGCUUUUGGUGAGAACAAGGGACAGAAAGGAAGAGCUAGAUGGGGUUAGUGAGAAGGGGAGCCUACAGCUGUUUGAAAAGUGCACACUGCUCUUUCAAGAUAAGCCUUUUUUCUCUGGUCCUCUUUCUCUAUGUUGCAAAGAUGCUCACCCCUGCCCCAAGGCCCUGUUCUUUUCUUCUGAGUUGGAACUAAAAGUCCCCAGGCAUUCAGCAGAUAUCUGGAUGACAUCAUCAGCUACAGAUGGGAGCUUGAAGAGGGGAAGCCCAACCCACUUCGGGAGGAGUCCUUUGAAAACUUGCCCCCUCGCACUCAGGUUGAACUGCUGCACCGUCUCUGCGAUUAUCGGCUGGAUGCUGCUGAUGUCUUUGACCUGCUGAAGGGUCUGGAUGCAGACAGUCUGCGGGUAGAACCCCUUGGGCAAGAUGGAAAUGGAGCCCUCUACUGGUAUUUUUAUGGCACCCGUAUGUACAAAGAAGAGAUAUUCAUGAGAAAAGUGGAGAAAAUCAGUGAAAAUCCUGAGUUAACAUUAACAGAGAAAAAGAAAAGAGGAAGACCACCAAAGAAAAAAAGAAUGGAAGACUCUGAGCUAAGUGAGGCAGAAAGUGAAGAGGAUACAGAAAAUGGAAUGGAAGAUAUAGCUCCUGCGAAAGUAGGUUGUCAGCGAGGUACCUGGUCCCUUGUGUGCGAAACAGAAGAACAGUGGGUUAACUUGGCAGAAAGCAUUAAGGAUAAACUGUCUCCCCAAGACCGGCAUCUCUACCGUGUCAUCAGCCAGAAUUUUCUGCCUGAGAUACGCAGCAUGAUUGAACACAAGGAGCGCGAGCAGAAACAGAAGCUUGAGGAUCCAACUCCAUUCCGUGCAUCACAGCGUUUCUCUGAAAAACACAUGAGCCAAGAGGAGGAUAAUGUGGAUGCCACAGUUGAGUUUGAGAAGCGAAAUGAUGAAGAGCUGGACAGGCAGGUCUUGCUGGCCGAACAGAGGCGAGAAGAAGAAAGGCUUCAGCAGGAACAACGACAGCGAGAGAAAAUGGAGAAGAUCAAAGCUGUGGAAGAGCGGGCCAGGAGAAGGAAGAUGCGAGAGGAAAAGGCCUACCUGUUGUCUGUAGGAAAAGACCUACCACCAGAACUUCUGAAUUUAGAGCCGUCUUCACCAGUUCUCAGAACACGGACUACUAAGGAAUUCUUUGACAUGGAAGAUGACUACACAGGUCUAUACAAAGUGCUGGAGGCCUUGAAGGCUCAUAAAGAUGCUUGGCCUUUCUUAGAACCUGUGGAUGACUCCUAUGCCCCCAAUUACCAUGACAUAAUACAGACUCCCAUGGACCUUUCCACCAUUGACAGGAAACUCAAUGAUGGCGAAUAUGUUGCAAAGGAGGAGUUUAUUUCUGAUGUGAAGCUCAUAUUUAAAAACUGUAUUGAGUACAACGGAGAAGAUAGUGAAUACACUGUAAUGGCACAGUCUCUCGAACGCUGUUUUAACCGGGCCCAAUUAAAACACUUGCCAUCAGAGGAGGGUGAUACUGAUGAAGAAUUCUACAUCAGCAAAGAAGACAAGGAGCGCAAGGAGAAAAAGCGAAAUCGUAGCAGUAAACAUUUGGGACCUGAAAGUCUAAUCAAGGCGACUCAGGAUGUUCAGCGUAAACGAAGUGUGCAGGGAGGCAAAGGCCAAAUGCUGUUGGAGGACAAGGUCCUCAAGCCAGUUCGACCACUUACACAUUCUCAUUGGGGCUUUCCUCCAAGCCAGCAACACCGACAUGGCGACAUCAAGGGCAUGUACCUUCCAGAACAAUGGUUACAUCGUCCUCAUGGUCCGCACAUGUAUGCUCAUAGAAUGGGCACGGAUCCCCGUUUUGCCUUCCCAGGUCACAUUCCAAGGCAUGGAGGCCCUGGCUUGACUCGUAUGCAGCACGACUUGAACAUGCAGCAUCCUAUGGGCCAUAGGUAUCCAAUAGGCCCUGAUGGUAACCAGCCUCUUCCCCAGCAGCAGCACCCCUAUAUGGGUCCAACACAUGGCCCAUCUCUGGGCCCCCGUCCAAUGGCCCUUCAACUGAGACCUCCUCCUGAAGCCAGCAUAUACCCAGCCCAUUACCGUCCAGAGAGCCACACGAUGCACCCAAUGGGGAACCAGUUGUCAGGACCUCAACAGCACAAUUACACAGGCAUGAGCUCUCCUGGUAUGGUACGCUCUAACAUGUGGACUAGUUUGAAUCACCACUGUCCAGAGAGACCUAGUGGAAUGCACAUGCAAGAAGACCCUAGUUUGGUCAAUCAGCACAACCUGAGUUAUGGAGGAGUGCCACCUCCAGUGGGACAUAAACCAUGGCCGGAAGCUGCCGGAUAUCCCCAUCCUCCUCUAAAUUCACAAUAUCAAAAGUCUGCAGCAGUGGCCAGCCCCCCAGGCUCUGUGCAGCAACGCCCUCCCUUAACCCACCCGGACCCCUCCACCAAGAUGCGGUUAGCCUCUAUGUUGGAAAGUCCAGAAAUGCUAGCUCUACAGCAGCUGUCUGCCUCUUCCAGACCUCCCGUUGGUUCCCCCCAUCGCGACAUGGGCCACUUUCAACAGUCCAAGCCCCCCUCAGGGGUUGGCAGCGUCCCAACUUGUCCCUCUCAGCAGCCUCCCCCAGCCCCUGAGGUUCAGCUGCUGCGUCCUGCUGGAGACAAAGGGCCAGACAGCCAGUCUUCCCCACAGACAGACAUUCAGCCCAAAGGACCACCCGAAAACAAAGCGAGUAUCAAAGACAUUUCCAAUGAACCUCCUUCAUCAGAGAACACUGUUUCAGUUAACCAAGAGCACCCAUCCAUUCCAAACCCUACUCAACACCACAGUGGGCCAGCAGAGGGAUUGCACAGCCCUCAACAACCUCAGGAAAAUGUGCCUGGAGAAAAACUGAAGUCAGAGAGUGGAGCAGAGUGCCUUAUGCAGGAAGUAGGUGGCCAACUUCAAAAUAAUGGUCACACUUCUGUGCCCUUGCACUUCCAUGUUAGUAAUAAGAAUUCUAAGAAUCCAUAUCCACUUACCACUGCUCAGCAUGCACAGAGCAGUCCUCUCCAGAGCCCUGCACUUGUUCAGCAGUGUGCGUCACCAUCUUUGAAUGCCACAUCCGACUGCAACUCGCCACAACGGCAUGAGCAGAAUGUUCGAAAACAACACCAGCAACAUCCAACCCAAGAAAUUUUAAAUAGGACAGCACCUCACAACCACUGUCAGCACUCGCCUCCACAGAUGCCCCUGAAUAUGACACAACUCCAAGCUCCACAUAUCACGCAAAGCACUCAGAGCAACUCUAUACGUAGCAUUUCACAUGGUGUCUUACAGAGAACCCAACCUGGACCCCCUCAUCCAACCCCUCUCACCGCUCUGCCACCCAGCCACCCUCCUCCACAUUUACCCUCCCAGCCAAGCCCAGCAGAGCAUGGAGAUCAAACACCGCGCGAACCUGCAAGUUGGCGAGACACCGAAGGUCCACAUGCAAUGAAAUUUGACUUUUCUAAUACUGCUUAUAAACAACAGCAGGCGUUUAUUCCAAACCAUCACAGAACCCAAACGGUGGGCAGUAAUCCAGGUGUGCAGGCAGAAAGCGUGCGAGCACCUCCUCAUAAUGCUGCCAUGCCUCCUCAUUCCCAAGAAAAUGGAGACAUGGGUCCAUACACCAUAGAGAACCCUCCACAUCCACAGUAUAGCCAGACAAGCAUGAGCAGGCAUUCUUCACAUCACCCUUAUUACAUGCAGAACCUCAACCCCCUCCAGAGUACCCAAGACCAUUCCAGGUACCACCAGCAACAAAGAACUGUGUAUUCAAUUCACAUGCCUGGCCCUCAGCAUCUCCAUGCCCACACCAACAUGUACCCGCCACCGCCGUUCCAGCAGGAACAGUAUUACACCCGACCGCAGGCCCAUAAUUUUGUUAACAGUAGAGGUGCUUAUCCUUCAGAGGGUUGGCAGCCAUCUCAUCAGCCCAUGCUGCCUACAACCUACCUGCCCGCAUCCAGUGCAAAAGGAAACAAUCAGGCCAAUGAGGGGUGUGUGUCACCCAAAGCCUCUGAGGGCUCCGCUAUAGUGAGUUUGUUGUCCCCCGAAGCCGGGUCAGUCUCUGGAGGCUUGGAGGAGAGCAAAUGGGAAAGCAGAAACAGUGGAAGUGAUAGCCCAGCCAAACGCAGUCGCACUAAGGGGAACUUGGAGCAGCCUGACAGUCCAAAAGAAAUCCUGGACCUUGAUAGCCACAACGCCGCCACUCGCCGUCAUAGCAACCAGUCGCUCGCCUCCACUGCACACAUUCCUCCUGGCUUUAUGUAUGACACCCGCACUGUGCGCCCGCCAAUGCAUCCAGGCGGUGCUCCACCGUCCCACUGUGGAGUUGGGAGUGGAGCCCUUUACUCUAGACCACCAUACCAAGAUGCAGGACGAUUUAGUGUGCAGAGACCUCACCCACACCUGAUGGAAGCUCUUCAGCGGCCCCAGCAGUUGCCUCUCUCCCCUGGUCAGAUGCGCAUGGCCAUGUACCCUCACUCUGGUGGCCACUUUCAAAGUGUGAUGAUUCAGCAGAGAGGCUUGGCAUCUGAAAAUGUCCUACACCCAGGGCAACACGUGAUGACUGCACCGGGUGGAUCAAGCACCAAGCAAGCGUAAUGAACUGAACCAAAAGAAAGACAUAGUGACCCACCUGACAGACAGCAGAGGGCAUGAUUUCCAGCUUGCAGUCUACAGCAACUUGUUUCACAUUUGUCAUCCUGGCUUUCAAUUUUGGUUGGACUGAAUAAUCAUAAUACUAAAUUCUACUGAGCCCUUGUGAACAAAAGUGUAUAGAUUACGGAUCUUUAAAACUACCGUUGUUGGGAAACACAACAGUUGUGGUCGUCUCACAACAUCUUCCACUUUAUUGCUUUUUACCAUUGGUCUGCCCUGUCCACUGUGAACAAUCAAAAUAUAUACAGGGAGAGGGGCCAAGCCUUUUUAUAUUGUGCCAUUAUCUACUGACUCAAAUUGUUAAAAACUCAGGUACUGUAAAGGAAGAAGGCGGUACCGUGAGAGGCCUCUCUGACCAAGACAAAUUCCAGGUCCAGUUGUCUUGGUUUCUUUUUUUGAAUGUACGAGUGAAUGUUUCAUCGAUAAGCACACUCGCUGUGAAUGAGAGUCAAAGAUUCUGGAUAAAUAACCUAAUUAUUUGUACUCACUUAACCAUUUCCACCCAGACACAGAGUUUUGUGAACUAACCCUCAAGGAAAUACACUAUUAAUAGCGCCUUCACUGGUGAGACCGUCCGUCUUGGGCAAACAAAGACAACGCCGCUUGUAUCGGCUUGUACCUGAUUCCAUUAUGCACUGUGGCUUUCUUCGACUAAAUCUCCUGAAACUGA